Phytophthora sojae is the source of this 1203-nucleotide messenger RNA. Its product is annotated as putative glycosyl hydrolase family 6 protein. Gene Ontology annotation, biological process: cellulose catabolic process. The transcript has a single exon. The record is from RefSeq and is a predicted model, not a curated record. Gene Ontology annotation, molecular function: hydrolase activity, hydrolyzing O-glycosyl compounds. NCBI's taxonomy places the organism in Eukaryota, Oomycota, Peronosporomycetes, Peronosporales, Peronosporaceae. The coding region runs from base 1 to 1203 and encodes 400 amino acids.
AUGUUCAGCAAAAUCCUACGCUCGCGUCUCGUGCUUGCCGCCAUGUCCUGCGCUGCUCUCGCUUUGUCGUCUUCGAUGGGUUUAGCUGCUGCCGAAGAGCUGUGCUCAGUCGUCCCGUACACGUAUGGUCUGGCCAAGUCAAGUUAUCCGCAGCUCUCAACAGCUCUGGGUACGCUGGAGAACUACGCCAUUGCCUCGUGGUUCACGGACCGAAUUUCGACUCAAGAUCGAGCCAACUUGAUGUAUCGCAUGCUGAACGAAUGCCCCGACGAGUCUCGACUCAGUAUCGUGGUCUACGGUAUCCCCAACAAGGAUUGCUCAGGUGGCUACUCGACAUCGGGGAGUGUGACGAGCUCAGCCGCGUAUCGAUCGUUCCUGAAAGAGCUAACGGACGCCGUUGGCGAUCGCAAGGUGCUGUAUGUCGUGGAACCCGAUGCCGUCGGCCUGCUAUCGCAAGACAACGGAUGCGGUGGGCCGGCGGGUUACCUCGAAAACCUCAAAAUCGCAGUCAACGCAUUGUCCGCGAAUGCCAACGCUCAGCUGUACCUCGACGUCGGAUACUGGAUGCUGGCCGACACCACCAAUGCCGCCAAGGUUGCGACUGUGAUGCAGCAGCUCGGCAGCGCUGGGCGCGUCAAAGGUGUCACCAUCAACACGUCCAAUUAUCGCUCCAACGCAGAGUGCGCGGGGUACUGCUCGACCUUCCAGAGAGCUAUGGGCUCCGAUGACAUGCACUGCAUCGUAGACACGUCCAGAAACUACAACGGUUCGCCCACGACCGACUGGUGCAACAUCCCGACUGCAGGCAUCGGCAAGCCGCCGACGUCCAACACGGGCUACGCUAACCUGGACUACUUCAUGUGGAUCAAGCCUCCUGGAGAGAGCGACGGCUAUUGCUGGGGUGGGCCUUCCGCGGGAUCGUUCUUCCUGGAUGGCUUCACAUUGUUGUGGAACCAGGGCUACUUUGUGAAGGAAAUGGGCAUGCCGAUAAUUGGAGAGACCUUCGCCCCUACAUCAGCACCGACUUCUGCCCCAACUUUGGCUCCGACAGCAGCACCAACAUCGGAGCCAGUGACUUGGACUCCGUCGUAUACAACCGCCCCGGUGACUUACGCACCGGAUACCACCGCUCCAACCACGGCUCCAGUGACAUGGUCCUAUGGUACCGGCGCAUGCAGGACCAGGAAGCGCAUGCGCUCGUAA